Molecule: messenger RNA, 370 nt
Organism: Nyctereutes procyonoides (raccoon dog)
Lineage: Eukaryota; Metazoa; Chordata; Mammalia; Carnivora; Canidae
Product: nuclear pore complex protein Nup50-like
Exons: 1
Coding region: 20-370 (116 amino acids)
Cellular component (GO): nuclear pore
Source: RefSeq, a predicted model, not a curated record
ACCCGGCAGAUUUGAAAAUAUGGCCAAAAGAAUUGCUGAGAAGGAAUUGACAGAUAGGAAUUGGGAUCAAGAAGAUGAAGCAGAAGAGGUGGGAACAUUCUCAGUGGCCAGUGAGGAAGUCUUGAAGAAUAGAGCCAUAAAGAAAGCAAAGCGUAGAAAUGUUGGAUUUGAAUCUGAUAGUGGAGGGGCCUUUAAAGGUGUUAAAGGUUUGAUUGUACCUUCUGGAGGAGGAGGUGGAUUUGGUAACGGCGCUGGAGGAAAGCCUUUGGAAGGACUGUCUAAUGGAAGCAGCAUAACUAGCGCCUCUCCCUUCUCCAGUGCAAGGACAGCCUACUUUUUUUUUGGUGGGGGGAAACACAAAUGCUCCUAA